CACAAACAUCCACAUGAAAAGGAAAAACGUGAAAGUCAAUGGAAUAAAAAGAACAUUUUUAAAUAAAAUCAAUUUAUCUUCAUUAAGGAUACUCUUAACCUUUCGUUGACCCCUAAGAGUACUUGUAUUUGAUUCCUCCUAACAAUAUCACUUCUUAGUCAAGUACUAUAAUGUCAUAACAACAAAAGAAAUGGUCCACAACUAAAGAAGCUCUUGACUGUCUAAUAAAUUCUACUUGUCAACAUCUCAGGAAAUGUAUAGUACAAAGAAUAUGCAUGCUGAUGUUAGGGUGUGAAUUUAGGUUGGAGAAUUAUGACAGUGGUACAUUAAUUUAUUAUGGUAAUAUUGACCAACUGGCUAAAUGAAAAGGAAAUCUUUUUAAGUCAAUUAUUAUUAAAUUAUUAUUAGGGGCAUUGAUGAGUAGCACAGUCACCCCGCCAUUUUGGACUUGAGUGCCUUUGCUAACGAAUAUCGUCGGGAAGGUUUAACCACUAAAUCUUACACUUUCCACGAUGAAAGCUUAGUUAUCCCACCUUAUUUUGGUGUAAACAAAUUAUGGUUUGCGACGAUGCUAAAAUUUUAAAAAAUAAAUAUUUCUUGAAAAUGCGCGAUUUUCUGAGUGUAACGCGUAACAUGAAAUGUGUAAGACGGAAGAAAAAAAGGAAAUAUGUCAAUAUCGAAUGCACGUGGAUCCAUUGUUUUUUGGCCGUUAGUAGUUUAUGACAAAUGCAAAAGGCAGUAAGAUUUGCAACAAGAAUGGUUUAUUCUAAUGUAAGUUAUAAAUGUCUGUUUUUAUCACUGAACGAUGUAACGCUCUAACUCUUAAAGCAACCAACGUGUACAACACUAGUAAAAAAUGACAAUUCCGACUGUGUAAGAAACAAACAAAUAACAAACAUGUCAUGGGCAUACAUCAUAGUAUUUACAAACCAACGCUGAAGUUCAACCAUCAAGUACAAUACUUUCUAGAUCAAAAUAAAACGUGCGGAAACACAUUUCGUAAUGGCCAUAUUGAGCUCAAUUCCAUCACAUAUCCACCAACUGAUCCGUUGUCGGACGGGAUUCUGGUUAAGUUGAAUAAACAAAGUUACAUCUCCUGAAAUGGGCUUGUGUUAAGCUAACUUUACAGAACGUUUCAGCCCAUUUCGUUGGAUCUAACGCUAGAAAUUUACGUUUGAUCGACGCGGAAACACUUUCAGCCAUUGCUACCGUGUUCAUGAACCGUAACGAAGGAAAGUGACGAAGAAAUAAGGCGAAGACCACGUCCAACACUCCGCAACAUGGGCUCCUUCGCAGCCUUCUCUUUGAAAGAACAUCGAUCGUUAACAUAUAACACAUUAGGGGAGUACAUAGAGUGUUUUCAGGGGCAGGCUAUUGCAUAAUAAUGAAUGUAUUACGUGAUUUUCAACACGAGCGUCAUUUUCACUGAGGGAAUUCAUCCGCAUCCGAUGGAAACAAAGGAGUCCAAUCUAAAUCCAGGUAUUUCGCGAAAGAAGGCGGCACAAGAAAAAAAAGCAGCGGCGAAAAGAGCAAGGGAGAAGGCCUACUACCAACAAAACAAGGAAAAAAAGAUUGCUCAAAUUAAAGAACGACGAAAAAAAUUGCAAGCCGAGAAAUCAAUUCGACCGCAGACGCGAAGCAUUGCCGAAAAAACCAAACGGCAACAAAAAGAAACGGAACACAGAGAAGCUUCUCGUACCGCAGCUCAAGAAAAAAGAGACAAGAAAAGGCAGCAAACAAGAGAAAGAGUGAGAAAAUACCGUGAAAAGAAGCGAACAAAAGCGCAAGAUUAUGAUAAUAUCGUGGAUUAUCCAGGUUUCGCAAACCGCAUGUCGAAAAAACGUGCUACCGAUAAAGUUAAGAAGACACUCCCUUCCACGCCCCGAAAGAAGGCGGAGAUUGUUCAAAGCAUCGUCAAAAGCCCACGGACAAGAAAAGUUUUAUGUGAGGGUGGUCUGCUAAAGACUCCUGAAGACGAAAAGGAAACCGAAACUUUAAGGGCACUUGCUUCUGAUAUUUCUGAAGGAUUGAGCCACGUUAAGCGUUCAGGAUCAAAUGAAAAACGGACCGUGUUUAAAGCAUUUAAAUCUCUUGCUUUUGGAGAAGAAAUUAAGAAAGCAAAGGCGAAAAAAUCUGUUGGCAAACUUGUCAACCUUGGUGAAAAGAGUAUCAGCAGAGCCAUCGAACACCGUGAAAAAAUUUUGAAAGGGGAAGUGGAAAACUGGCUGUACGCAAAACGAAAAGUUAGAGGAGACGCCCUUACAGACGAAGAGAGCAAAGUGAUCUAUGAUUACUGGACAAACACAGCAAGCCGACCCACAGGAGACAAAAAAGAUUUUUCAAGGAAAAGAAUUGGAAAGAAGGAGUACAUUCACCAUGCAAAGCAUGUGCUUGAAAAGACACAAACCGAGGCGUUCAUUGAAUUCACCAACCUUCAUCCUGAAAUUAAGGUAAAACAAAGAAAGUUUGAAACCUUGAAACCUUUUUUUGUCAGGCAGGCCAGGGAAAGAGACAGAAAGUCUUGUUUGUGCAGAAAACAUGUGGAAACACAGAUUGUUUUCUCUACAUGCAUGAAGUUUAGAAAAGCAGCCAUGAAAACCUCUGCUGGGGAAGACACGUCAGUUUUAGUACCCAAAACAUUGUCUGAGGUUGUGGAGUCAACCCUAUGCUCUAAACCAGAAGGUGCUCCAUUCCACAACAUCAAGUGCCUGCAAAGAGAGUGCGACCAAUGUGGUGUAGCUUUGUUCAAGCUUCUUCCUACUGAAACUUCAGAUGAGGGAUCUGUAAAAUGGUCACGCUAUGACUACAUUCCAACUGGAAAGUUUCUUGCCAAUGGUCAAGAAAAAAAGAAAAUUGCACUUAUCCAGAAAGAAACACCCCCAUCAGAGCUUUUUCAGUAUUUCAGGGAGCUCCUUGCAGUCUACCCCAGUCACUCUUUCAUGGCAAAAUGGCAACGGGAGCAACUCGACAACUUGCUCGACAACCUUCCUGUAGGCCAUGUGGUGUGUGUGCAUGACUAUUCCGAAGGUUACACUUGUCGGCAGCAAGAUGAAAUCCAAUCAGAAUACUUCGAUGUUGCCAAAGUGUCCUUACAUGUCACCAUACUUCAUCGCCAUGCAGUAGAAGAAGUUGAUGGAGUAGCAAGCACUGAAGAAGACCCUCAUCUUGUGAAGGAACACAUAUUUGUCAUUUCUGAUGACCCUGUCCAAGAUUAUGACAGUGUUCACACGAUGCAAGAGUUCAUUCAAAACUAUUUGACCAAUGAUUUGGGCUACAACACACAGAUGAUGCACGAGUUCACUGACGGAUGUGCUGCUCAGUACAAAUCCCGGCACUGCAUUGGUGAUCUUUCUUGUUCCCUCGCUGACUUUGGCUUUCCCAUCCAGAGAAACUACUUCGAGACCUCACAUGCCAAGGGAGAACAGGAUGCUGCAGGUUCUCACGUAAAGCAAAAAGUCAGCCAAGCUGUCCUCAGAAGAACAGCUACCAUCACUAGUGCUAGAAGCAUGCAUGACUUCUUAGUCCAGCACUUUUCCCAGCCAGCACCAUCAAGCUUCUCAGCAAGAACAAAGUCAGUUCAGCUAAAGCGCAGGAUCUUUCAUUUUGUGCCAUCUUCUGGGGAGGGAUCUGUUGUCAGGAAUAGAGCUGGACGCAAAUUCACAGAGUUAAAAGGAAUCAGAAAACUGCAUUGCGUGAAGACCACUCCUCAGCAGGGAAAGGUGUUUGUGCGACACCGUUCAUGUUACUGCAUUAGUUGCAUUGUGAAUGAUGAGGAGAACUGUACUAACAAGGCAUGGCUUGAUGAAUGGAAGAUGGUGGAGCUAGCCAGAGAGGGUGAUUUGGCAACCACUCGACAGGCAACUGAAGCACCAAUUUUAGACCACGACACUGCUUCCUACAUAGCUGACCUGGCCAGCAAGGGAAGUACAGUUGCCAUAGCUGCUGAAGAUGAUCCUGUCUAUGACUUCUAUCUCCUUCAGGUCACUUCUGAUGGAGUUGAAGAACUUGACAGUAAUGUCACAGAUGAUUAUCAGUGUCAUUAUUACAGAGGUGACAGAGUUCUCAAGGGGCACUUUUAUAUAAGGGAGAACAUUCAUGACAUGACUUUCACAAUUGACGAAAAACGGAAGGCCUUUGUACAUGCUGCUACUGUCCGUCACAUUUGUGGUGACCUACCAGUCAGAAAGAGAGGGCGAAAGUCUAUUUACAAACUCCCUUUGAAAGAAAAUGAGGAGAUCAUUGCUUCGAUGUGAAAUAAAAAUUACAAAACCCUUUUUUCCCCAUUUUUACAUUGAAUUUUUUAAGAUUUUAUGAGAAUACAAAAUGUGCCACGCCCACAAGGGAUUCUGGGUAAUGCCAAAAUUAAUGUUAUUAGUGCAAAAUAAUAAAAAUAUUUACAGAUAUUGAUUACAAUGUACAUUUCAAUCAAAAUUAAAGGCAAAAAGUGACAAAAAGAGAAAAAAAUUUAAAAAAAUUAUUUUUGGACUAUGUUACAGCAAAUGGCUAUGUGACUGUGCUAC
Stylophora pistillata is the source of this 4520-nucleotide messenger RNA. RefSeq lists its product as uncharacterized. NCBI's taxonomy places the organism in Eukaryota, Metazoa, Cnidaria, Anthozoa, Scleractinia, Pocilloporidae. The record is from RefSeq and is a predicted model, not a curated record.